This is a messenger RNA of Pteropus alecto (black flying fox), 2056 nucleotides long. It is a transcript of the gene ADRB2, whose product is annotated as adrenoceptor beta 2. The coding region runs from base 242 to 1495 and encodes 417 amino acids. Gene Ontology annotation, biological process: adenylate cyclase-activating adrenergic receptor signaling pathway; norepinephrine-epinephrine-mediated vasodilation involved in regulation of systemic arterial blood pressure; negative regulation of smooth muscle contraction. Gene Ontology annotation, cellular component: membrane. NCBI's taxonomy places the organism in Eukaryota, Metazoa, Chordata, Mammalia, Chiroptera, Pteropodidae. The transcript has a single exon. Gene Ontology annotation, molecular function: beta2-adrenergic receptor activity; norepinephrine binding. The record is from RefSeq and is a predicted model, not a curated record.
ACGGGCAGCGCGCACUCCGAGGCGGCUGCUCUAGGUCGCGGGCUGGGACCGACAGGCUCCGCGAGCCCAGAGCACCCCGCAAGCUGUGUGCAGGACGCGCCCCCACCACACCCACCUCACGGCCGCUGGAUGAGGCUUCCAGGCGUCCCCUCACUGCCCGCACUGCCCUGCCGGAGGUCCGCCCUCUGAGGCGCGGCCAGUGCGCCGGCAGCCAGUGCGCUCACCUGCCAGACUGCGCGCCAUGGGACAACCCGGGAAUCGCACCGUCUUCUUGCUGGCGCCCAACGGAAGCUAUGCCCCGGACCAAGACGUCACGCAGGAACGGGACGAGGCGUGGGUGGUGGGCAUGGGCAUCGUCAUGUCGCUCAUCGUCCUGGCCAUCGUGUUUGGAAACGUGCUAGUCAUCACAGCCAUCGCCAAGUUCGAGCGUCUGCAGACGGUCACCAACUACUUUAUCACCUCCCUGGCCUGUGCUGACCUGGUCAUGGGCCUGGCGGUGGUGCCCUUUGGGGCCAGCCAUAUCCUCAUGAAAAUGUGGUCUUUUGGCAAUUUCUGGUGCGAGUUUUGGACUUCCAUUGACGUGCUGUGCGUCACGGCCAGCAUCGAGACCCUGUGCGUGAUUGCAGUGGAUCGCUACUUUGCCAUCACAUCACCUUUCAAGUACCAGAGCCUGCUGACCAAGAAUAAGGCCCGGGUGGUCAUUUUGAUGGUGUGGAUCGUGUCAGGCCUUACCUCCUUCUUGCCCAUCCAGAUGCACUGGUACCGGGCCACCCACCCAAAAGCCAUCAAGUGCUAUGCCAAGGAGACCUGCUGUGACUUCUUCACGAACCAAGCUUAUGCCAUUGCCUCUUCCAUCGUGUCCUUCUAUCUGCCCCUGGUGGUCAUGGUCUUCGUCUACUCCAGGGUCUUCCAGGUUGCCAAAAGACAACUCCAGAAGAUCGACAAAUCUGAGGGCCGCUUCCAUGCCCAGAACCUCAGCCAAAUGGAGCAGGAUGGGAGGAGUGGGCAUGGACAUCGUAGGUCCUCCAAGUUCUGCUUGAAGGAACACAAAGCCCUCAAGACUUUGGGCAUCAUCAUGGGCACGUUCACCCUGUGCUGGCUGCCCUUCUUCAUUGUCAACAUUGUGCAUGUGAUCCAGGAUAACCUCAUCCCUAAGGAAGUUUACAUCCUCCUAAACUGGGUGGGCUAUGUCAACUCUGCCUUCAAUCCCCUUAUCUACUGUCGGAGCCCGGAUUUCAGGAUUGCCUUCCAGGAGCUGCUGUGCCUGCGCAGGGCUUCUCUGAAGGCCUAUGGGAAUGGCUACUCCAACAGCAAUGACAGAUCUGACUACGCAGGGGAGCAGAGUGGAUAUCACCUGGGGCAGGAGAAAGACAGCAAACUGCUGUGUGAGGAUGCCCCAGGCACAGAAGACUUUGUGAACUGUCAAGGUACUGUGCCUAUUGAUAGCGUUGAUUCACAAGGGAGGAAUUGUAGUACAAAUGACUCACUGCUCUAAUGCGGUUUUUCUACUUUUUAAGAAUCCCUCCCCCCCAACAAAACACUAAACAGACUAUUUAACUUGAGUGUAAUAAAUUUAGAAUAAAAUUGUAUAGAGAUGUGCAGGAGGAAGGAUAGCCUUCUGCUUUUCUUUUUUAUUAUUAUUAUUUUUCUAAGCUGUAAAAAAGAGAAAACGUAAUUGAGUGAUUGUUUCUUGUACAGUUCAGUUCCUCUUUGCAUGGAACUUGUAAGUUUAUGUCUGAAGGGCUUCAGUCCCAGAGGACCUGGGGCUGCUAUGUUUCGAUGACUUUUCUGACUAUCUACCUCAUUGGUCGAGUAUUAGGGGUAAUAUAUUGCUGCUGGCAAUUUGUAUCUGAAGGAAACCUUCCUUCCUGCACCCUUGGCCUGGAGGACCCGGAGUCUUGUGGACCUUGCAGCUGUGAACAUGGACUCUCCCCGCUCCUCUUAUUUGCUGAAACAGGGUGUUGUAGGCAGGGAUUUCAGGGGGAGCUUCAGUUGUUUUCCUGAGCAAAGUCUAAAGUUUACAGUAAAUAAAUUGUUUGACCAUGACUUCAUUGCA